This is a messenger RNA of Oncorhynchus keta (chum salmon), 5761 nucleotides long. Its product is annotated as exportin-1-like. The record is from RefSeq and is a predicted model, not a curated record. Bases 138 to 4214 code for a protein of 1358 amino acids. Lineage: Eukaryota; Metazoa; Chordata; Actinopteri; Salmoniformes; Salmonidae. Gene Ontology annotation, molecular function: nuclear export signal receptor activity; small GTPase binding. The transcript has 30 exons. Gene Ontology annotation, biological process: ribosomal large subunit export from nucleus; ribosomal small subunit export from nucleus; protein export from nucleus. Gene Ontology annotation, cellular component: nucleus; cytoplasm.
GCUCACGAGUCAGGCGAUUGUAUUGUGGACUGUAUCUCCUUUACCUAAUGUAAACACGUUUCCUCUUUGUAAUCUCGUGUAGGUUGCACAGCACAGACUAGUGAAUUGCAAUGUCAUGAUCACAACAAAACAGCGUGAUGAGCUCCAUGCCAGCAGUUAUGACAGUGUUAGCAGAUCAUGCAGCGCAGCAGCUGCUAGACUUCAGCCAGAAACUAGACAUCAACCUGUUGGACAACGUGGUCAACUGUCUGUACCACGGGAUCGGAACACAGCAAAGGCUGGCUCAGGAGGUUCUGACCCAGCUGAAAGAGCACCCGGAUGCUUGGACCAGAGUGGACACCAUACUGGAGUUCUCCCAGAGCAUGAACACCAAAUACUAUGCUCUGCAGAUUCUGGAAACAGUUAUCAAAACAAGAUGGAAGAUUCUACCCAGAAACCAGUGUGAAGGUAUUAAAAAGAUCCUGUUGUUUCUGCGGGUCAAUGGAGAGAAAGAGAAAGGUACUGGAAAGCUGAACAUGAUCCUUGUUCAGAUCCUGAAGCAGGAGUGGCCCAAGCACUGGCCCACGUUCAUCAGUGACAUCGUGGGAGCCAGCCGCACCAGCGAGAGCCUCUGUCAGAACAACAUGAUCAUCCUCAAGCUGCUCAGUGAGGAGGUGUUUGACUUCUCUAGUGGACAGAUGACCCAGGUCAAGGCCAAGCACCUCAAAGACAGCAUGUGCAACGAAUUCUCCCAGAUAUUCCAGCUCUGCCAGUUUGUCAUGGAGAAUUCCCAGAAUGCACCACUGGUCCACGCCACUCUAGAAACGCUGCUGAGGUUUCUCAACUGGAUUCCUCUGGGGUACAUUUUCGAGACCAAACUCAUCAGCACACUCGUCUACAAGUUCCUGAACGUGCCGAUGUUCCGCAACGUGACGUUGAAGUGUCUGACGGAGAUCGCCGGCGUCAGUGUCAGCCAAUACGAGGAGCAGUUUGUCAACCUCUUCACGCUCACCAUGUGUCAACUCAAACAGAUGCUUCCCCUGAACACCAACAUUCGUCUGGCGUACUCCAACGGUAAGGAUGACGAGCAGAACUUCAUCCAGAACCUCAGCCUGUUUCUCUGCACCUUCCUGAAGGAGCACGGUCAGCUCAUCGAGAAGAGGCCCAACCUCCGAGAGACAAUGAUGGAGGCUCUCCACUACAUGCUGCUGGUGUCUGAGGUGGAGGAGACAGAGAUCUUUAAGAUCUGUCUGGAGUACUGGAACCAUCUGGCUGCAGAGCUUUACAGGGAGAGUCCCUUCUCCACCUCCACCUCCCCCCUGCUGUCUGGAUCACAACACUUUGAUGUCCCUCCUCGCAGACAGCUCUACCUGCCUGUACUCUCCAAGGUGCGUCUGCUGAUGGUGAGCCGCAUGGCCAAGCCGGAGGAGGUGCUGGUGGUGGAGAACGACCAGGGAGAGGUGGUACGAGAGUUCAUGAAGGACACAGACUCCAUCAACCUCUACAAGAACAUGAGAGAGACACUGGUGUACCUGACCCAUCUGGACUAUGCAGACACGGAGCGUAUAAUGACAGAGAAGCUUCAUAACCAGGUGAACGGUACAGAGUGGUCCUGGAAGAACCUCAACACACUGUGCUGGGCUAUAGGGUCCAUCAGUGGAGCCAUGCACGAAGAGGACGAGAAGAGGUUCCUGGUCACUGUCAUCAAGGAUCUGCUGGGUCUAUGUGAACAGAAGAGGGGAAAGGACAAUAAGGCCAUCAUUGCCUCCAAUAUCAUGUACAUCGUGGGCCAGUACCCUCGCUUCCUCAGAGCCCACUGGAAGUUCCUCAAGACCGUCGUCAAUAAACUCUUUGAGUUCAUGCACGGUGAGAGAACUAACUGUCUGUCUGUGUGCCUGGUGUACAGAGGUGAGAGAACUAACUGUCUGUCUGUGUGCCUGGUGUACAGAGGUGAGAGAACUAACUGUCUGUCUGUGUGCCUGGUGUACAGAGGUGAGAGAACUAACUGUCUGUCUGUGUGCCUGGUGUACAGAGGUGAGAGAACUAACUGUCUGUCUGUGUGCCUGGUGUACAGAGGUGAGAGAACUAACUGUCUGUCUGUGUGCCUGGUGUACAGAGGUGAGAGAACUAACUGUCUGUCUGUGUGCCUGGUGUACAGAGGUGAGAGAACUAACUGUCUGUCUGUGUGCCUGGUGUACAGAGGUGAGAGAACUAACUGUCUGUCUGUGUGCCUGGUGUCCAGAGGUGAGAGAACUAACUGUCUGUCUGUGUGCCUGGUGUACAGAGGUGAGAGAACUAACUGUCUGUCUGUGUGCCUGGUGUACAGAGGUGAGAGAACUAACUGUCUGUCUGUGUGCCUGGUGUCCAGAGGUGAGAGAACUAACUGUCUGUCUGUGUGCCUGGUGUCCAGAGGUGAGAGAACUAACUGUCUGUCUGUGUGCCUGGUGUACAGAGGUGAGAGAACUAACUGUCUGUCUGUGUGCCUGGUGUACAGAGGUGAGAGAACUAACUGUCUGUCUGUGUGCCUGGUGUCCAGAGGUGAGAGAACUAACUGUCUGUCUGUGUGCCUGGUGUACAGAGGUGAGAGAACUAACUGUCUGUCUGUGUGCCUGGUGUACAGAGGUGAGAGAACUAACUGUCUGUCUGUGUGCCUGGUGUACAGAGGUGAGAUAACUAACUGUCUGUCUGUGUGCCACCAGACACAACUGUCUGUCCUGCAGGUCACAGAGCCACAACAGGUACACACACACACACACACACACACACACACACACACACACACACACACACACACACACAUCUGUGACCUGCAGCCACAACAAGUACACACACACACACACACACCUGUGACCUGCAGCCACAGCAGGUACACACACACACACAUCUGUGACCUGCAGCCACAACAGGUCCAUACGUUCUACGAGGCCGUGGGGUACAUGAUCGGAGCCCAGACAGACCAGGCAGUACAAGAGCAUAUCAUAGAGAAAUACAUGUUACUACCUAACCAGGUGUGGGACAGCAUCAUUCAACAGGCCACCAAGAACGUGGACAUUCUGAAGGACCCAGAGACGGUGAAGCAGCUCGGCAGCAUCCUGAAGACCAACGUCCGGGCCUGUAAGGCCGUGGGACACCCCUUCGUUAUCCAGUUAGGACGCAUUUAUCUGGACAUGCUCAACGUCUACAAGUGCCUCAGCGAAAACAUCUCCGCAGCCAUCCAGACCAACGGAGAGAUGGUGACGAAACAGCCCCUGAUCAGAAGUAUGAGGACGGUGAAAAGAGAGACGCUCAAACUCAUCUCCGGCUGGGUUAGCAGAUCCAGCGACCCACAGAUGGUGGGGGAGAACUUUGUUCCGCCGCUGCUCGACGCCGUUCUCAUCGACUACCAGCGCAACGUCCCCGCCGCCCGGGAGCCCGAGGUCCUCAGCACCAUGGCAACCAUCGUCAACAAGCUGGGCGGACACAUCACCGGGGAGAUCCCGCAGAUCUUCGAUGCCGUGUUCGAAUGCACGCUCAACAUGAUCAAUAAAGACUUUGAGGAGUACCCGGAACACAGGACUCAUUUCUUCUACCUGCUGCAGGCGGUCAACUCCCAUUGUUUCCCAGCAUUCCUGGCUAUCCCUCCGGCCCAGUUCAAACUGGUGCUGGACUCCAUCAUCUGGGCCUUCAAACACACCAUGAGGAACGUGGCCGACACAGGCCUUCAGAUCCUCUACACUCUACUGCAGAACGUGACUCAGGAAGAGGCUGCAGCACAGAGCUUCUACCAGACAUACUUCUGUGACAUCCUCCAACACAUCUUCUCUGUGGUCACUGACACAUCACACACUGCUGGCCUGACGAUGCAUGCCUCCAUCCUGACCUACAUGUUUAACCUGGUGGAGGAAGGGAAUAUCAACACCCAGCUCAACCCCUCCAACCCCGGCAACAACCAGGUCUUCAUACAGGAGGACGUGGCCAACCUGCUCAAAACUGCUUUCCCACAUCUACAGGAUGCCCAGGUCAAGGUGUUCGUAACAGGACUGUUCAGUCUUAACCAGGACAUUGCAGCCUUCAAGGAACACCUGAGGGACUUCCUGGUACAGAUUAAGGAGUUUGCAGGGGAGGACACCACAGACCUGUUCCUAGAGGAGCGGGAGGCGUCGCUGCGUCAGGCGCAGGAGGAGAAACACAAGCUGCAGAUGUCAGUUCCCGGUAUCCUCAACCCACACGAAAUACCCGAGGAGAUGUGUGAUUGAGACGUCCAGCCACUGCGCCACAUGAACCAAACUGCUGUUACUGUACAUACAGGCAUACCGACAAACACACAAAACUAAAACUAACCCGAACGAAGAUCGGUGGGAGGCCCCGGUCACUUUGCUGAGGUACGGAGAGAGCAGACACGCCCGUCCUCAUCCAUCAGGUGUUCUGUCCACCAAAAACCAUGUCAAUAUGUAAAUGACGACGUACUGCGUCACCCCGUGGCCCGUUACACCUGUUUUAUAUGGAGACUUCUGUUUCCACUGUUUAUUUGGUCAGGGGUCAUCACCACCCCCCCCAGCUGCAUGACAUGAAGCAGACGUAUGGUAAGAUUUGUGUCAUAGGUUUCCACUGUUUAUUUGGUCAGGGGUCAGGGGUCAUCACCCCCCUAGCUGCAUGACAUGAAGCAGACGUAUGGUAAGAUUUCUGAACUUCACUUGUUUCCUCCCCUCCACAUGUUAUCUCUCUCUCUCACACACACACACACACACACACACACACACACAUAUAUAGUGAGACAGGAGAGUGUUUGUGCAACAAGGCAUAUGUGUCAAAGUUCUCAGCAAAGAGGCUUCUAGAACUAUGAUGUGACACUGGAAGGAAUGAAGUGGUGUUCUAGAAGUGUGUGUGUGUGUGUGUGUGUGUGUGUGUGUGUGUGUGUGUGUGUGUGUGUGUGUGUGUGUGUGUGUGUGUACCCUGCGUCUGAUUCCCAACCCAAUGCAUUGUGGUUAGAAUGUGAAGCUAGCGGACUAUGAAGGAAGGAAGUCAGAGAUGCUGCUGCUUUGUGUGUCAGGUGGUCAGGCUAGCGGCCGUGCUCAUUGGUUAAACCUCCGCCCAACUGAAAGAAACCUACUGCGUUUGGUCACCUGGCUGUGACUGGAGGCGGGAACUAGGAAGACCGGAAGGAGCAUCAUCGGCGCAAGACAGUCAGAUUAUGUGCAUAUCAUCCCAAUUCUAUAGCACAUGAAUUACCAUGGGAACAUCAUUAUUAUUUAGUGUAUUUUUUGUGGGUGUGAUGAGUGCGUGUGCUGUCGCCUAGACGACAUGGGCGUUUAGUUUUCCUCUGUGAGGAUCGUUGCUCUUCGUUCAAAUGGACCUUUAACAGAAAGAAGAAGCGGUUAUUGACAUUUUAUUUAUGGGUUCAAAAUAACUGCAUCUUUAUAUAACAAACUCCUGUUUAGCUUCUGUCAGUCGGCUUUUGAGAUUCUGAAUUGGAACUAAUUGAUAUGUUUACCGUGCUGGUAGUGCUUCAACAACACUACCUAGAAGACGAGCUCAAAUAAACACAACUCGGUUUACAUUUCAUUUUGUAUUUUUGCAUUUGUUUAUUUGGAUCUUUAUAAACAUGUCUUCUAUCCAAAAUAAAACAAAAGGCUUUUUAUUCCAGAGUGAAAUAAUUAGUUGCCAAUAGUUUGAUUAAGCAACAAAUGUAUAAUUCCUAAUCCAAACUAAAUCUGUAAAUGGCAAAUAGUUCCCCUUCUCUACUCGUUACAGUUGUUGUGAAACUCUUUGAACUGAUUAAAGUUGAGGAUUUUAUAACCAAUGA